Tachysurus vachellii is the source of this 298-nucleotide messenger RNA. RefSeq names its product synaptonemal complex central element protein 3 (gene syce3). Bases 23 to 298 code for a protein of 91 amino acids. Lineage: Eukaryota; Metazoa; Chordata; Actinopteri; Siluriformes; Bagridae. The record is from RefSeq and is a predicted model, not a curated record. The transcript has 3 exons. Gene Ontology annotation, biological process: spermatogenesis; synaptonemal complex assembly; reciprocal meiotic recombination.
CACCGAAAGUAACUUUAGCAAGAUGGCUGACGAUGCUAAUGCUGGCGAAGAUUUUGGUCGUGAAACAUUUGAACUCGGUAAAGAUUUAGACAGAAUGACCGAGCAGAUGGAGAACAUUUCAGUGAAUCUAACUUGGAUGGCGUACGACAUGGUGGUGCUGAGGACUGACCCUCAGCUCUCAAAGUCCAUCAAGAGGCUGGAGAACGAAUUCGUCCAGUGUAAAGCUGUUAUCUGCUGCUCUGGAGGCAAACUAGUUGACCAAUCUACAGUUGCAAACCAAAAAACACCCAUUGAGUAG